AUGGAUAUCUAUACGCGUCUGGAAAACCAAGGUUCACCGGGCAGUUACCAUUGCAAUUGAUUUACUAGAUUCGUGCUGAAAAUUGUUACUUUGCAAAAAGAAAGACACUUGCAUUUGAUAAAAACAACAACAUUUUGCAAAGUGAUAUAUUAACAGAACAGUUUUAAGGAAGUGUAUGUAAUCGUCAGUACAGCAUCACGCCGCCUAGGCCAAAGUCUGCAAAAUGGAGGUAGCAGAUCCAAGAAUCGACUACGUAUCCGAAUACGUGCUCAAGACGUUUAAAUUGAAGCCGGACAAAUGGUCAAAGUUAAUAAACAACGAAGAAAACAGACAAAUGCUGCUGGAGUUUUUUGAUAAGCAGGAUAACCCACAGUUGAUAAUAUCUAUGAACAGUGCAGGUGCUUUGAUACCAACUUAUGAGUUCCAAGCUAGUAGCAAAAAUAAAUCAGUCUAUUUCCUUAAACGUGAUAAACGAGAGCCUAUUGGGAAGGACAACUUCAAAACAGCUCUUGUUUACGGGGAUCUUUCUCCUGCACCCUUAGAACAACUAUCUGCACUCGUAGAUGAGAUUUUGGUACCAUUGCUAUCUAAUAGCAGAAAUCAUGAAAGCUGGCCAGCAGUUGUUUCUCAAGAUAUUAUGAGACAUGUCCAUCAGUUGAAAAACAAUGUUUUUGUGAUAUCUGGACAAGUCAAGGGAAGGACACUGUUGCCGUUGCCUGUUGGAGCAGAAAAAGCUGCAAAUAUCGAAAAUAUCCAAAAAAGUGAUGAGGUUGUAGACAGAGCUUUACUUCAUGCUGUUGAGUCAGUUAUCAUUGACUGGGCCCAUCAGAUACAGACAGUUCUGAAAAGAGAUUCGGCUCAACCACUUUUGGAAGGAUUGAAUCCCAUCCCUUUUGUUGAGAUUGACUUCUGGAAUGCUCGAGCAACAAAUCUUGAAUGCAUAUUUCAGCAGCUGCGAGACAAAAAAGUGAGAAAAAUGGCACUGCUUCUUGAAAAAUCACAAAGUAGUUACUUUCCAGCAUUCAAAAAAAUGUUCAAAGAUGUUGUAUCUGCCCUAGAUGAAGCUUAUGACAUAAGCACUCAUUUGAAGCCACUGAGAAAACACUUUGAAGAUUUUGAGCAACUAGAUUUCCCUGAGAUCAAAGUCCUCAUGGCACCACUCUUUCAUGUCAUUGGCCUGCUAUGGAGCAACUCAAAAUAUUAUCGCCAUCCUGGAAGAAUAAUUGUUCUCUUGCAAGAGAUUGGAAACUUUCUCAUUGAACUGGCAAGGACAUACUUGGAUCCAUUUGAGAUAUUCAAAAACGAGCCAGAAGAAGCGAUGGAGAAAAUCAAAUGUUGCCUUGGUGUUCUUUGUGAAUAUAAAGCACAGUUUGAGAACACUCGAAACUCAAUUGAUAAAUUUUUCAAGAAUGAUGAGCCUGUGAAAAAGUGGGAGUUUUCAAAUGAUUUGGUCUUCACAAGGUUUGAUCAGUUUAUCAAAAGGGUUGAACUGGUUGAGGACCUGUUCGAGACAUCUCUAGAAUUCAGUAAGCUAGAAAAAGUUGAGAUUGGUGGUGUCAAAGGAAAGGCAUUGAGUCAUGAUGUCGUGCAAGUGUUUGAUGAAUUCACAGAGGCCGUUGCUGUGUUUUCAAAUAGGACCUAUGAUACACUGAACCCACUUGAAAAGGCUUUCGUUGAAGAUUAUGUUGAAUUCAAAUUGAAAAUCAACGAUCUGGACAGAAGACUGGCUGCAAUCAUUUGUCAAGCCUUCGACGAUUGCUCUGGUGUGGAAUCAGCUUUCAAGAUGGUAGAUAUUUUUGGCUCCUUGCUUGAGAGACCUCUUAUCCACGAGGACUUCAAAUCAAGAUAUCCUUGCUUGCUGCGAAUGAUUGAAGUAGACCUUGAUGAGGUCAAGAAAAUUUUUGAUGAGCACACAGGUGUUGAAGAUGAAAAAAGCUCAGGCCCUGUCAACAAGAACAUGCCAUCGGUUGCAGGUGCUUUGCGAUGGGCACAAGAACUACGUAAUCGCCUUAAAGCUCCACUCUUCAAUUUGAAGUUAUCCUUCAGCCAAAGCUCGUUGGGUUCGGAAGAGGCCAAAGUCAUCUUCACUAAGUAUGAUGAGAUGAACAACUUGCUGUCAAGGUAUGAAGAUAAGAUAUACAGUCAAUGGACUGGCGGAGUCAGCAAUGUUUCUCAAGCGAACUUGGAUAAACCACUCAUAUCAAGGGAUCCUAAUACACAGCUGAUAUCUGUUAAUUUUGAUCCUCAGCUUGUUGCAAUUCUAAGAGAGGUUAAAUACUUGGAAACUACCGACAGCGAAUCGAUGGAAUCAAUACCCGACAGUGCAAAAACUGUUUAUUCGCGCAACGAGGAGUUCCACAAAUACUGCGCCAAUUUGGAUCUAACUGUCGCCUGGUAUAACCAAAUAAGAGAGACAAUAAUCGAAGUCGAAUAUCCGUUAAUCGACAAUCAGUUGAAAGAGAUCGACCAACAGCUAGAGCAAGCAGAGAAAAGCUUGACAUGGAACUCGUCAGGAGUUUGGGAAUACAUUGAGAAAACCAGAGACAUGGUAUAUGAUUUGGAGAAGCGCGUGAGACAGGCUAAAAACAACGUUGAAUCUAUGAACAAUCUCAUGAACAAGUGGACAGAGACCCCAUUGUAUGAAAGAAAAGAUGGGAAGAAAGAACUCUUGCUUAAUCUUGAGGAGAGAGAUCAGUAUCAAAAGCGAAGAUACGACCUCAUUAAAGAUGCAGGCGAAAAGAUUCAUUCUUUGGUGGCUGAUAACGUGUCAUGUUUCAAAAGCAGCGAAGAAUCUGAACAUUGGAAGGCGUACGUUGAGUAUUUGGAUGACAUGGUGGUUGAGGGCUUCUUCCACUGCAUAAGCUGCAGUUUGAACUACCUCCUUGACAACACUGACUCAAAGAAUCAAGUAUGCCCACUGUUUGAGGCGAGACUUGAGCUUCAAGCCCCAGAUAUGGUGUUCGUUCCAUCCCUUGACUACAAUGUGCAAAACGGCUUUUAUGACCUAAUCGACGGGAUUAUCGUGGAUGUAUAUCAGCAAUCUUCGCUUGUUAUGAGACUUGCAGCUCAUAAUGGCCAUGAACACUACCAGCCUGAUAUGGAAGAAAUGUACGAGCUGUCUGAUAUAAAGCAAGAGCUGAUGGAGAGAGUCAGUAGCAUUAUGAACAAAGUCAAUGAAUACAGAAACUCGUUCAGCACAUACGAAUACUUGUGGGUGGAUGACAGGCAGGAAUUUAUGAGACAGUUUUUGCUUUACAAUCACGUCUUGACUGCUGAGGAAAUUGAAAUGCAUGCUGAUGAGGGUGUCCCAGAAAACCCACCUACACUGGAGCAAUUCAAGGAACAGAUCGAUACGUACGAGAAAAUCUACUCCGAAGUUGAAGAUAUCGAUGGGCUGAAGAUUUUCGACGACUGGUUUAGAGUUGAUGCCAAGCCUUUUAAGCAAGCACUGCUGAAUAUAGUGAAAAGAUGGAGCUUUAUGUUCAAGCAACACUUGAUCGAUCAUGUGACGAACAGCUUAAACGACCUUGCUGAAUUCAUCAAAGUUACUGAUGUUGGCUUGACCAAAGAGGUUGAAGAAGGUGAUUACAAUGGAUUAGUUGACGUCAUGGGACAUUUAAUGGCAGUAAAAGACCGAACUAGCACAACUGAUGCCAUGUUCGAACCGCUCAAGCACACGAUUGAACUGCUGAAAAGCUAUGACCAAGAAAUGUCAGAAGACACCCAUGCACUUUUGCAAGAAUUGCCAGAGAAAUGGAACAACACGAAAAAGAUAGCAGUCACAGUCAAACAACAAGUUGCCCCACUGCAAGCAACAGAGGUUUCUAUAAUCCGUCGAAAAUGCGCCAGCUUUGAUGUAAGGCAGCACGAAUUUAGAGAAGAAUUCCGCAAGACAGCUCCGUUUAUGUUCAGUUCUGAAAAUCCAUACUCCAACAUCGACAAGUGGAACUCAGAGAUACGUAAGAUGGAAAAAGAAAUGGGCGAAAUCGCGGAAUCAGCAAGUUUGUUUGAGGUGAACAUGCCAGAAUACAAGCAGCUGAAGGCGUGCAGAAAAGAGGUGUGCAUGCUUAAGGCACUUUGGGAUAUGAUCUAUCUUGUGGUUGGAAGCAUCGAUGAUUGGAAGAAGACCCUUUGGAAGGAUAUCAAUGUCGAGACUAUGGAGAUGGAGUGCAAGAAAUUCGUCAAGGACAUCAGAUCACUCGACAAGGAGAUGCGAGCUUGGGAUGCAUUCACAGGACUUGAUUCAACUGUGAAGAACAUGGUCACGUCUUUAAGAGCAGUGGGAGAACUGCAGAACCCUGCCAUUAGAGAGAGGCAUUGGGAACAACUUAUGGUUGCCACCAAGGUAACUUUCUUGAUGAACGAAGAAACAUCGCUGGCAGACCUGCUAGCCCUUAAUCUGCACGAAUUUGAAGACGAUGUAAGGAACAUUGUUGACAAAGCAACCAAGGAACUUGGAAUGGAAAAGGUUCUCAACGAAUUGAAUGUCACUUGGUCGACAAUGGAAUUUGAGUAUGAGCCACAUCUUGGCACAAAAACACCGAUGGUCAAAGCAAAUGAGGAGUUGAUUGAGACACUUGAAGACAACCAGGUCCAACUGCAAAACCUGAUCACAUCAAAAUACAUUGCACAUUUCCUCGAAGAGGUUUCUUCUUGGCAAAAGAAAUUAUCAACUGCUGACUCAGUCAUUGGAAUCUGGCUUGAAGUGCAAAGAACUUGGUCACAUUUGGAAAGUAUUUUUAUCGGAUCAGAAGACAUUCGCAACCAAUUGCCCGAGGAUUCUGCAAGAUUCGAUGGAAUCGACUCUGAUUUCAAGGCCCUGAUGGGUGAAGCCGAAAAGACACCAAAUGUCGUAGUUUGCUGCAGCAAGCCUGGUCUUUAUGAAGAAUUAGAAGACAUACAAAAGAGACUGGCAUUGUGUGAGAAAGCAUUGGCCGAGUAUUUGGAAACAAAGCGGCUCGCAUUUCCACGUUUCUAUUUCGUGUCUGCAGCAGAUCUGCUUGAUAUCCUUUCCAAAGGAAACCAACCAGUUGAGGUAUGCCGUCAUAUGGCAAAACUCUUUGACAAUGUGGCAAAUUUGAAAUUCACCGACGGAGAAGAUGGAACGCCAACAAAGGAAGCAAUUGGAAUGUUCAGUAAGGAAGGAGAGUAUGUGGCUUUUGAUCAGGCGUGUGAUUGCAAUGGUCAGGUUGAGGUCUGGCUAAACAGAGUUCUUGAUACAAUGCGAAGCACUAUCAGACACGAGCUGUCCGAAGCAGUUGUUUCGUAUGAAGAGAAACCAAGGGACCAAUGGCUAUUUGACUUUCCUGCCCAGGUUGCACUGUGCGGAACACAAAUUUGGUGGACAACAGAAGUCAACAUUGCCUUCAAUCGACUUGAAGAGGGGUACGAGAGUGCUCUAAAGGAAUACAAUAGAAAACAGAUUCUGCAACUAACAGCUCUCAUCAACAUGCUGAUUGGUGAUCUUUCGAAAGGAGACCGACAAAAAAUCAUGACCAUCUGCACAAUUGAUGUGCAUGCCCGUGAUGUGGUUGCUAAACUAAUAUCGCAGAAGGUUGAGAAUGCUCAGGCGUUUUUGUGGCUGAGCCAGCUCAGACAUCGGUGGGAUGACAACCAGGCUGAGUGUUUUGCCAAUAUAUGUGAUGCCCAGUUCAAGUAUUCAUACGAGUACUUGGGGAAUACACCUCGCCUUGUCAUCACUCCUUUGACUGACAGAUGCUACAUAACACUCACACAGUCGCUUCACUUGACAAUGAGUGGAGCUCCGGCAGGACCAGCUGGUACUGGCAAAACAGAGACAACAAAGGAUCUUGGGAGAGCCUUGGGAAUUAUGGUAUACGUCUUCAACUGCUCUGAACAGAUGGAUUACAAGAGUUGUGGAAACAUCUACAAAGGAUUAGCGCAAACAGGAGCGUGGGGUUGUUUUGAUGAAUUUAACAGAAUAUCAAUUGAAGUGCUGUCUGUGAUAGCCGUACAGGUCAAGUCAGUACAAGAUGCUAUACGCGACAAGAAAAGCAGGUUCAUUUUCCAGGGUGUUGAAAUCUCCAUCAUUCCAACUGUUGGAAUUUUCAUCACGAUGAACCCGGGUUAUGCUGGAAGAACCGAGCUACCAGAGAACCUGAAGUCUUUGUUCAGGCCUUGUGCAAUGGUUGUUCCAGACUUUGAGCUCAUUUGCGAAAUUAUGUUGGUCGCUGAAGGUUUCGUUGAAGCUAGGCUUCUCGCUCGAAAGUUCAUCACUCUCUAUACCCUGUGCAAGGAGCUCUUGUCGAAACAGGAUCAUUACGAUUGGGGUCUGCGUGCUAUAAAAUCUGUUCUUGUUGUUGCUGGCUCACUUAAAAGAAGUGACAGAAACCGCCCGGAGGAGCAAGUCUUGAUGCGAGCACUUCGUGACUUCAACAUUCCAAAAAUUGUCACUGAUGAUUUACCUGUUUUCAUGGGUUUGAUCGGCGACCUCUUCCCUGCAAUGGAUGUGCCAAGAAAACGUGAUCUUGACUUCGAAGCAACUGUCAAGAAGUCUGCUUUAGAUUUGAAACUCCAGCCGGAGGAUAGUUUUGUUUUGAAAGUCGUUCAAUUGCAAGAGUUGCUUGAAGUGAGGCAUUCUGUCUUUGUUAUUGGAGCACCUGGCACAGGCAAGACACAAGUUAUCAAGACAUUGAACAAGGCUUAUUUCAACAUGAAGAAGAAGCCCUACUUGCAUGACAUCAACCCCAAAGCAGUAACCAAUGAUGAGCUAUUUGGGUUUAUCAAUCCAUCUACAAGAGAGUGGAGAGACGGACUGUUUUCAAAUAUUAUGCGUGAUCUUGCUAACAUUAACAACGAUAAUCCAAAGUGGAUUGUUCUUGAUGGAGACAUUGAUCCGAUGUGGAUCGAAUCUUUGAACACUGUUAUGGAUGAUAACAAGGUGCUCACUCUUGCAAGCAAUGAGCGUGUGCCUCUCACCCCAUCAAUGAGGCUUUUGUUUGAAAUUGGACAUUUGAAGACAGCUACUCCAGCCACUGUAUCUCGAGCAGGAAUUCUUUUCCUCAACUAUGCUGAUGUUGGAUGGAAUCCAUACGUACAAAGUUGGAUCGAUACAAGAGAAGUGCAAUCAGAGAAAGCCAACCUGCAAAUUCUUUUUGAUAAAUACGUGCCUGCAUGCCUGGACACACUACGUGUACGCUUCAAGAAAAUCACGCCCAUUGCAGACAUAAGCAUGGUGCAAACACUGUGCUAUUUGCUUGAGUGCCUCCUCACUCCACAGAACACGCCACCUGACUGUAACAAAGAGCUCUAUGAGCUCUACUUUGUUUUUGCUGCCGUGUGGGCUUUUGGCGGAAGCAUGUUCCAGGACCAGCUUGUAGAUUACCGAACAGAAUUUUCAAAAUGGUGGGUAACUGAAUUCAAAACGAUCAAAUUCCCAUCCGCUGGUACUGUUUUUGAUUACGCCAUUGACAGUGAGACUCACAAAUUUGCUCCGUGGACAGAGAGGGUUCCUAAAUUCGAACAUGAUCCAGAAAUGCCUCUUCAGGCUGUAUUAGUGCAUACGUCAGAGACCGUUCGCGUUCGCUACUUCAUCGACUUGUUGAUGGAGACCCGAAGACCUGUAAUGUUAGUUGGCAAUGCUGGUGUUGGCAAAACGGUUCUCGUCGGAGACAAGUUUGCUUCUCUUGAUCCAGAUGUCAUGAUGGUGGCAAAUGUACCAUUCAACUAUUACACCACCUCAGCCAUGUUGCAAUCUGUUCUUGAGAAACCACUUGAAAAGAAAGCUGGUCGAAAUUACGGACCACCCGGAACAAAGCGACUUAUCUACUUCAUUGAUGAUAUGAACAUGCCAGAGGUGGACACUUAUGGAACAGUACAGCCACAUACCCUGAUUCGUCAGCAUUUAGACUACAGCCACUGGUAUGAUCGUCACAAAUUGUCUUUGAGAGACGUGCACAACUGUCAGUAUGUGUCCUGCAUGAAUCCCACAGCUGGAAGUUUUACAAUCAAUCCUCGUUUGCAGCGCCACUUCUGUGUGUUUGCACUGAGUUUUCCUGGUGUCGAUGCUCUUAAGACCAUUUAUCAAAGCAUUCUCACUGGACAUUUGGCAUCUCAAAGCAUCGCUGGAUCUGUUGUUAAGACUGCUGAAAGACUUACCGAAGCUGCAAUUGCAUUGAACUCAAAGAUUACAAGUUCCUUCCUGCCAACAGCUAUUAAGUUCCAUUACAUUUUCAACCUGCGAGACCUUUCAAACAUCUUCCAAGGGCUGCUGUUCUCAACUCCCGAUUCGCUGAAGUCUCCAAUGGAUCUGGUGAGACUCUGGAAUCAUGAAUGCAACCGUGUCUAUAAGGACAAGCUCCUUGAUGAAAAAGAUAUGGAGCACUUUGAUAAAAUUCAGCUGGACUUCAACAGAAAGUUCUUCGAGGAUAUUGAAGAAGAGGCAUUGAAUGCCAAACCUUUGUUGUACUCUCAUUUCUCAUCCGGCGUCGGUGAACCAAAAUACCUCUCUUGUCCGUCCUGGGAAAACCUCAACAAGAUAUUGACCGAAGCCCUUGAUAGUUACAAUGAAGUCAAUGCAGCAAUGAAUCUAGUUCUCUUCGAAGAUGCUAUGGCUCAUGUAUGUCGCAUAAAUCGUAUAUUGGAAUCACCCAGAGGAAAUGCACUGUUAGUCGGUGUUGGAGGAAGUGGUAAACAAAGCUUGGCAAGGCUUGCUGCUUACAUUAGUGCGCUAGAAGUCUUCCAGAUCACCUUGAGAAAGGGAUAUGGAGUUGCAGAUUUGAAGCUUGAUUUGGCAAUGCUUUCUACGAAAGCUGGACUGAAAAACAUUGGAACAGUUUUCUUGCUUACUGAUGCCCAAGUGCCGGAUGAGCAGUUCCUGGUCUUGAUUAACGAUCUUCUGGCAUCUGGCGAGAUUCCAGGGUUGUUCCCAGACGAUGAGGUUGAAAAUAUUAUUGCUAGCUUGCGAAACGAAGUGAAGGGAGCUGGAUUACAGGAUACCAGGGAAAAUUGUUGGAAGUUCUUUAUUGAGAGAGUCAGAAGACAACUUAAGGUUGUUCUCUGUUUCUCUCCUGUUGGAAGCACCUUGCGCGUUAGAAGUCGUAAAUUCCCUGCAAUUACUAACUGCACGGCCAUCGACUGGUUCCAUGAAUGGCCAGAAGAAGCUCUUGUGUCAGUAAGCAAGCGAUUUUUGCAGGAAACAGAACAAGUGCCUUUGGACCAAAAGCAAUCUGUUGCUCAGUUUAUGGCCUUUGUUCAUACCAGUGUCAAUGAUAUGAGCCAGCUUUAUUUGAUGAACGAACGAAGAUACAACUAUACAACACCCAAAAGUUUUCUUGAACAGAUCAAGUUAUAUCAAAAUCUUGUGAAACGCAAAAGCAAAGAGCUCCAGCAGAGUAUGGAACGUCUGGAAAAUGGUUUAACCAAACUGCAGAGUACUGCAUCUCAAGUUGAUGACUUAAAGGCCAAGCUAGCCGCACAGGAAGUCGAGCUGCAGCAGAAGAACGAGGAUGCAGACAAGCUUAUUCAGAAAGUAGGAAUAGAAACAGAGAAAGUGAGCAAAGAGAAGGAAUUUGCAGAUAACGAGGAGAAGAAGGUUGCUGUUAUUGCGAAGGACGUUUCGGAAAAACAAAAGUCUUGUGAAGAUGAUCUGGCUAAAGCAGAACCUGCCCUCAUCGCUGCACAAGAGGCUUUGAACACGUUGAAUAAAAAUAAUUUGACUGAGCUGAAGUCUUUUGGUGCCCCUCCAGCUGCGGUUGUUAACGUUACCUCAGCUGUCAUGUGCCUGUUAGCCCAGCCGAAUAAAAUACCCAAAGAUAAAAGCUGGAAAGCUGCUAAAGUCAUGAUGAACAAGGUUGACGCUUUCCUGGAACAGCUUCUUAACUACGAUAAGGAAAAUAUCCACGAGUCAAACCUCAAAGCAGUGCAAGUGUACGUGGACAACCCAGAGUUUGACUCUGAUCUUGUGAAAAGCAAGUCCCUUGCAGCUGGAGGUCUUUGCGCAUGGACAAUUAACGUUAUCAGGUUCUUUCACGUGUACUGUGAUGUUGAGCCUAAGCGUAUUUCUCUUGCACAAGCAAAUGCCGAGCUUGCUGCUGCUGAAGACAAACUAUCAAAGAUCAAGGCAAAAAUAAAGGAAUUAGACGACAGUUUAGCAGAGUUAACAGCCUCAUUUGAGAGAGCCACUGCAGAAAAGCUAAGAUGUCAGGAAGAGGCUGACACAACAACAAAAACGAUCAACCUUGCAAACAGGCUAGUUGGUGGUCUGGCAUCCGAAAACGUUCGUUGGGCAGAAUCGGUUGAGAAGUUCAAGGAGCAGGCAAAGACGCUUCCAGGAGACGUGUUGCUAACAUCAGCAUUUAUAUCAUAUGUCGGUAGCUUCUCUAAAAGAUAUCGAGAGGACUUGCUGCAACAGAAAUGGCUACCUUAUCUGACCAGUCUCAAGGUUCCUAUACCAAUCACAGAAAAUUUAGAUGUCCUUAGUCUGCUGACUGACAAUGCUACUGUUGCGCAGUGGAACAACGAAAAUCUGCCAAGUGACCGAAUGUCAACUGAAAACGCGACAAUCCUCGUCAAUGCAGAAAGAUGGCCGCUGAUGAUUGAUCCGCAACUCCAAGGAAUCAAGUGGAUCAAAACAAAGGAGGGAGAAGAUCUUAAUGUUGUCAAACUAGGAGCCAAAGGGUACCUUGACCAAAUUGAACGUGCUGUGAGUAACGGUGACUGUGUUUUGAUUGAGAACAUCGGAGAAUCUCUUGAUCCUGUCCUGGACCCGAUUAUUGGUCGUAACACAAUCAAGAAAGGAAGAUGCAUCAAGAUUGGUGAUAAAGAAGUCGAGUACCACCCGAAUUUCAGACUGAUCUUGCAGACCAAACUUGCAAAUCCACAUUACAAACCUGAGAUGCAAGCACAAACUACAUUGAUCAACUUUACUGUCACUCGUGAGGGUCUUGAGGACCAACUGCUUGCCAAUGUCGUUGCAAAAGAGAGACCAGAUCUAGAGGAAACCAAGGCCCAACUUACCCAGCAACAAAACCAGUUCACGAUCACCUUGAAGGAGCUCGAGGAUUCCUUGUUGUCACGUCUUUCAGCCGCAGGAGGAAAUUUCUUAGGAGACUACGCGCUGGUGGAGAACCUUGAAACUACUAAGAGAACGGCUGCUGAGAUCGAGGUUAAAGCAAAAGAGGCAAAACUAACAGAAGUGAAAAUCAAUGAAGCCAGAGAAGCCUACAGACCAGCUGCGGCCCGAGCCUCGCUUCUAUACUUUAUUUUGAACGACUUGAAUAAAAUCAAUCCAAUCUACCAGUUCUCGCUCAAGGCUUUUAGCGUCGUAUUUGAGAAGGCCAUUGAAAAGGCCGAGCCUGCCACAGAAGUUGUACAGCGUGUAUCAAAUCUGAUCGACUGCGUAACCUUCUCAGUUUUCAUCUACACAACGCGAGGGUUGUUCGAGAAAGACAAACUCAUCUUCACUGCACAAGUUGCAUUCCAGAUCUUGCUAAUGAAAAAGGAAAUCAACCCUGUCGAACUAGAGUUUUUGCUGCGUUUCCCUGUUGUGAUGAACCACUCCAGUCCAGUUGAUUUCUUAUCAAACUUAUGCUGGGGAGGCAUCAAGGCUUUAAGCGCAAUGGAAGAAUUCAGAAAUCUUGAUCGAGAUAUUGAAGGUUCUGCCAAACGAUGGAAAAAGUUUGUUGAGAGUGAAUGCCCUGAAAAGGAGAAGUUCCCUCAGGAAUGGAAAAACAAGUCUUCGCUUCAGAAGCUGUGCAUGCUUCGUGCUCUUAGGCCAGACCGUAUGACUUAUGCAGUGAAAAACUUCGUGGAAGAAAAGCUCGGUACCAAGUAUGUUGAAGGACGUUCAAUUGAAUUUGCCAAAUCGUUUGAGGAGAGCGGUCCUGGAACACCCAUCUUCUUUAUUCUAUCGCCUGGAGUAGACCUUAAGGAUGUCGAGGCCCUUGGCAAAAAGCUUGGCUUUACCACAGAUAACAAGAACCUUCAUAAUGUGUCGCUUGGACAGGGGCAAGAGAUCGUUGCAGAACAAGCACUAGAACUUGCAGCUCACGAGGGUCACUGGGUGGUCUUACAGAACAUCCAUCUUGUCAAAAAAUGGCUGCCCACUCUUGACAAAAAGCUCGAGACAUACACGCUUGGAAGUAACGAGAACUAUCGCGUGUUCAUGUCUGCAGAGCCAGCUCCCACUCCGGCCGGACACAUCAUCCCACAAGGCAUCCUCGAGAUUUCGAUUAAAAUUACGAACGAACCUCCAACCGGCAUGCACGCAAAUCUGCACAAAUCGCUGGAUAAUUUCAGUCAGGAAACCCUUGAGAUGUGUUCUCGUGAAAACGAGUUCAAGAGCAUCUUGUUUGCCCUCUGCUACUUCCAUGCUGUUGUUGCUGAGCGACGCAAAUUUGGCCCACAAGGAUGGAACAGAGGCUAUCCGUUCAACACUGGAGAUCUUACCAUCAGUGUCAAUGUCCUUUACAAUUAUCUUGAAGCCAACUCUAAGGUGCCAUGGACUGAUCUCCGGUAUCUGUUUGGAGAAAUCAUGUAUGGUGGGCACAUCACAGAUGACUGGGACCGUAGACUAUGCAAGACAUAUCUGGAAGAGUACAUGAAGCCGGAAAUGUUGGAUGGUGAACUUAAUCUCUGUCCUGGUUUCCCAAUUCCUCCAAAUAUGGAUUAUAAAGGGUAUCAUCAAUACAUUGACGACGCUCUUCCACCUGAGAGCCCAUAUUUGUAUGGGUUGCAUCCAAACGCAGAGAUCGGUUUCCUCACAGCAACAUCAGAAAAUCUUUUCAAGACAAUUCUUGAGCUGCAGCCAAGAGAUUCCGGUGGAAUGGGCAGUGGUGGUCAGACUCGGGAGGAGAAGGUGAAGCAAGUUCUGGACGAAUUUCUGGAAAAAUUACCAGAAGAAUUCAACAUGGCAGAAUUGAUGGCCAAAGCAGAAGACAGAACCCCAUACACCGUGGUCGCUUUGCAAGAAUGUGAUCGAAUGAAUUCAUUGACUAAUGAAAUGAAGAUUUCUUUGAAAGAACUUGAUCUUGGAUUGAAGGGUGAAUUGACAAUAAGCACAGCAAUGGAAGACUUGUCCAACGCACUGUUCUUGGAUCAGGUUCCAGAGUCCUGGACUCGACUGGCUUACCCAUCAAUGCAAGGCCUCGCAGCGUGGUUUGUUGAUUUGCUCCAGCGAAUCAAAGAGCUCGAGCAAUGGACAUCUGAUUUCAACCUUCCCAAUGUUGUUUGGCUGGCUGGACUCUUCAACCCACAGUCAUUUUUAACAGCUAUCGAACAGUCAAUGGCGAGAAAGAACGAAUGGCCACUAGAUCGGAUGACGUUGCAAGUUGACGUCACCAAGAAGCAAAAGGAAGACUUCAAUGGACCUCCACGAGAAGGGGCCUAUAUUCACGGGCUGUUUAUGGAAGGUGCUAGAUGGGAUACGCAGACAGGCAUGAUUGCCGAAUCCAGAUUGAAAGAACUGACACCCGCCAUGCCAGUCAUGGCAAUACGAGCUAUACCCGUUGACAAACAAGACUUCAGAAAUGUCUACGAAUGCCCAGUUUAUAAGACGCGCCAGCGUGGUCCAACUUAUGUGUGGAACUUUUUCUUGAAGACAAAAGAGAAUCCAGCAAGAUGGACCUUGGCUGGUGUUGCUCUACUGCUCAGUGUGUAGAUUUGUGACGUUUACUCUGUGUUGCGAUUUAUGACAGUGUCUGCCAUACUCGCGUAUGUGUGUGUAUUUGUUUGUUUGUUUGUGUGUGGAUGUUGUUGAACGUUGCUCCUAAUUAUGUGUUUGUUUAGUCUUAAUGUAGAGUUAUAUUUUCGAAAUAUUUUCUUAGGUUAUAUUUGACUUGCUGAUAUUUGCAACAGUUGUAUAGACGUGUUGCUCUUUGAGUUUACCUAAAAUUUCUAAAAUCAUAAUUCAGAAGAUCAAACAUUUAAACAAACAGUUAACUGUUAUUGAUUGUUUUAUUGAUUCAUUGAUGCCUUUAUUGAUUUAGUGUUGGUCGGACAAGCCAAUAAAAACUUGAUACAUAGCCUUGGGGAAGAAACUUCAGGGUUUCAGUUUAUUUAAACUCUAUAAGCUCACAAAGUUGCAUCAAGAAUUUUCGCAGUUAUCUAUGAUACGAUACGUAAAGUUUAGUGUAACAAAUAUAAAGAAGAUUGCUUGGAGGUUAGUGUUGCAAAUAUCACUUGUAAAUCUUUUAAAUAAGUUUAUUACAUGGUUAGUUGAAUGUAAAUAUUGUUUUUAAAUGAAAUUGCUGUACUUGAAAAUCUUUGCUCUGUUAUUUUUUGUGGCUUCUAAAAACGUUUUUUCACAAGAUACUGGGUUUUAACGACCACCGACGAAGAAUCUCCAUAUCCCGAAUGGCUUGGUUAUGUUAGAAAUACGAGCAAGCUAGAAAUACACCUCAGCGAUUCUACUUUUUAUAAUUUAGGGUAUGUUUGAAAUCCAGCGUUAUGUGAAAGGGCAGAAGGGAGACAUGUUGUUGGUGUUCCAAGAUUUUAUGCAGGCAUUGUAUUUCUCAUCCAAGUAUGAUAAGAUAAGUGAAAUUUGCAGAAGUGAAAUUUUAUGACGACCAAACUAUCCUCAGGAGAUUUUAUUGCGCGCUCAUUUUGUAUACAACCCUUUUGGGAAAGUGAUAAACAUACCACACGAGGCAUUAUAUGCAUGCAUAGACCUUUAGGGAAUCGCGUAAGCUUGAUAUUUACACGUGGUCGAAUGUACAGAAACCGACUGAAUAGGACUGGCCUGGCCACUUUAGUUUAAGAUUCACUCAACAUAAUUCUUCUGCCUAGGUGCCUUCGGCAUUUACUAAAAUGGCUGGAGAAAGAACGAUUUUGAUUUCAAAAUGAAUUGUGUAGAAGCGCAUUGCAUCAAGUGUCUGCAUGCUGCAAAUGCGAUGUCUGUGAAAGGUAAGAACUCUGUACUAAUCAUUUACCUCUUGGUGUUGCUUUCAAAUUAUUUUAUGUAGCGAAGACUGCUUUCGGUGUCUAGAAAUAUUUAUA
This is a messenger RNA of Rhopilema esculentum, 14955 nucleotides long. Its product is annotated as dynein beta chain, ciliary-like. Gene Ontology annotation, molecular function: dynein intermediate chain binding; dynein light intermediate chain binding; ATP binding. Lineage: Eukaryota; Metazoa; Cnidaria; Scyphozoa; Rhizostomeae; Rhizostomatidae. Gene Ontology annotation, cellular component: dynein complex. Gene Ontology annotation, biological process: microtubule-based movement. The record is from RefSeq and is a predicted model, not a curated record.